Molecule: messenger RNA, 4628 nt
Organism: Varroa destructor (honeybee mite)
Lineage: Eukaryota; Metazoa; Arthropoda; Arachnida; Mesostigmata; Varroidae
Gene: TrpA1
Product: Transient receptor potential cation channel A1
Biological process (GO): monoatomic ion transmembrane transport
Cellular component (GO): membrane; transmembrane transporter complex
Molecular function (GO): protein binding; monoatomic ion channel activity
Source: RefSeq, a predicted model, not a curated record
AUAGUCUUUGAUAUGGACUCACUGUAAUUUAGCAUGGCUUCAUUUUCAUGAUUGUAUGUUAAUGUCUAACAACUAAGUUAGAGAUUAGACAGGAGCAGACAUGCAAUUUGUGAACGUCGAAGCUCAAAGGGAGCUAGCACUGUGACGAAGGGCCGACCAAACGGUCAGAGGUUGAACAACGGCCUAAAGAAGGAGUGCUACGGACCCGUGCUGCAACAAAAUCGCCAAAAGGAGGUAAAGGAUUAGAGCGGGACGGAAAUGGCAUUAGCAGAACAAGUUGCGCUCAAUCAGUUGGAGAUGGACCACGAUACAGUUCGCACGACCGUGUUGCACGUUAACGGACGAAACGUGUCUUGGGCGUCAGACAAUAAAGUGAUUCCGAACAACCUGAUUCCCAUAGCAGUAACGUCAGCGGGAAACAAAAAAAAACAGGCUGGCAAGGAGCUGCUCGAGAAGGCGACUCUUGGCAGUCAAAAGUUACCCCUGUCGGAUCAAUCGGAUCAACCAAAUGGAGGUUUCCGAAAUGCGCUUUCAUCUGCAAUCAGAGUGCUUACAUGCAGAUAUCACGAUGAUAACGAUGACGACGACGAUCUGCUGGAGACCAAAGUGGUGCCUGCAAGUGACCGUUUUCUGCCCGCAGUCAACGAGGUCCUAGCAGAUGGCCGAACAAAAGCGCCGAAAACUGGUGCCUGUGGCGCCACCUGUGACAUUCGCAAUAGUCCAAACCGUAUCCUUAAAGCCGCUGAAAAAGGCAACAUGGCCGAAUUUCAGCGACUGCUUGCAGCUGAUGAGCGGCGACUACAGUUUCGGGAUUCGCGUGGGAGACAGGCCAUCCAUCACGCUGCAGCACAUAACCGAAUCAACAUUCUCGAGUUUAUCCUCAACAGGCCUAACGUGGAUCUCCGCCCAUUAGAUAAUGAAGGCAACACGCCGCUUCAUUCGGCCUGUAUAAACGGGGCAGCUCAAGCCAUUGCAUUUUUCAUCAACAACGAUCCUGAACAGCUGCAAUGCUUCAACAAAGAGCAUCAGAGCCCGCUGCAUGUCGCCACGCAGCUAAACAAAGUAGCUUCCCUCAAAGCGCUUUGCAAUUUUAAGGAUAAGAUCGACGUUGAACAGAGGAGUAAGCACGGAAGAACGGCACUACAUAUCGCGUGCAUCUCGGAUAAUGCUGAAGCAGCACUCGUACUCCUGCGUGACUUCGCGGCGUCGCCGAAAACCACUUGCGACAAUGGCUUCUACCCUAUACAUGAGGCGGCGAAAAACGCGUCCGCCAACGCAAUGCGAGUUCUACUGGAGUUCUGCGAGUCGAUUGGGAUCCCCCGAGCGGACAUGAUGAAGCUUUUCGAUGCCGAUGGCAAUGUUCCCCUACACUCAGCGGUACACGCAGGCGAUCUGAAAGCUGUCGAGCUCUGCUUAGAAUCCGGUGCUCUGAUCUCAACACAACAACAUGACCUGUCUACCCCAGUGCAUUUGGCCUGCUCGCAGGGAGCCAUCGACAUCGUCAAACUUAUGUUCAGAUGUCAGCCCGACCAGAAAAUGGGCUGUCUUACGUGCGCGGAUGCUCAAAACAUGACGCCAUUGCAUUGCGCUGCCAUGUUCGAUCAUGUAGAACUCGUAAAUUUUUUGGUAGAUGAGGGAGCGUCUUUGAAUGCUACAGAUAAGGAAGGUCGAUCUGUUGUGCUGCUUGCAGCCGCCAGGAGCGCGUGGAAAACUGUAACAAGUGUCCUAAAGCUUGGGGCAGACUUGGGUCUUCAACGCGACAAUCAGGGCCGGAAUUUACUGCACCAUAUCGUGUUGAGUAGUGGUUCUAUCGAAGAGUUCACCACAAGCAUUAACGACAGACUUGAGGAUUUCAUCCAGUUACUUAAUGAGAGGGACUCGUAUGGUUGUACAGCACUACACUACGCCGCGCGUAACGGCCAACUAAAAAGUAUUCAAUCUCUAAUAGCCUUAGGAGCUUCUGUCAACCUGAAAAAUAAUGAAAACCAAUCACCUCUACACUUCGCAGCGAUGUUCGGACGCUUCAACACGGUUCGUCAUCUACUCGACAGUAAAAAGGGUCAUCUCAUCAUUAACGAGAUGGACGGGAUGGGAAAGACGCCACUUCACCUUGCUUCGCAAUGCGGACACGUGCGCGUCGUACAUCUACUGCUUGUAAAAGGUGCUCUUCUGCAUCGAGACCACAAGGGUCGUACGCCACUCCAUUAUGCCUCAAUGAACGGUUAUAACAAUACAAUGGAUCAGUUACUUGCUGUACACUCGCAUUUGCUGGACCAAACGGAUCGAGAUGGGAAUACAGCCCUCCAUAUGGCAGCGAUGAAAAACCGCUCAAGUACUGCAAUCAAUCUACUCAACUUAAAUUGCAAAAUAAUAAAAAACGGUCUCGAUAUGACCCCUAUGGACUACGCCCUCCAUUACAAACAUUCUGAGGUCGCUAUGGCUAUGGUGAUUCAUCCGUCAAGGAGCGACGAAGUAAUGACGUGUCAGGUGAAAACCUACAGCUGUCUCGUUGAAGGAUUGAUUGCAGUGAUGCCUGAAGUCAUGACGACGGUUCUCGAUAGAGGCAUUUCGAAGUCCAAGAUGAGCCACGAUUCCGACGAAUAUUUUGUAAAAUACAGUUUCACAUGUCUCCAAAAUUCGGAAGGGGCAGAUGUGGUCCCUAUGACAGAUGAACCCUUACCCGUUAUGAACAUUAUGGUGCGCUAUGGCCGCGAAGAGCUGCUGUCCCAUCCGUUAAGCGUCAAAUAUCUCGAAACAAAAUGGAAUGCGUACGGAAUAUAUUUCCAUAUAUUAAAUCUGAUGGUUUAUACAGUUUUUCUGUGUUUCCUCACUCUAAACGCGGUGCAACUAAUGCAGGACAACAAAAAAAGGCAUCAGGGAAUAUCUAGUUUCGAGGUUGCUGAUGCGUUCGUUCGGCCUUCGCUUGCGACCCUGUCAUCGAUGACAUCUGUGGUCGUAUUAUCAUUCGUCCUAGUUAACGUUGUCAAGGAAGCCUUUCAGUUAAUACAACAGCGAACAAAAUAUUUUGUGGAUGUAAUGAACAUACUCGAAUGGACUCUCUAUUUGGCAGCCGGUUUAAUGGCCCUCUCACAGCUGACUCGAAUAGAGGAAAAAUCAUACCAGAACAUCGUUGCAGCGGUAGCAGUUUUUCUAGCUUGGUUCAACUAUCUACUAUUUCUACAAAGGUUCAACCGAGUGGGCCUCUAUGUUGUGAUGUUCCUUGAAAUUUUAUCGACGCUCCUGCGCGUCGUUAUGGUAUUUUCGGUCUUGAUCAUCGCGUUUGGCUUAUCAUUCCACAUCCUAUUGGCUCGCGUUGACCUUACCGUUCAGCAGCCUAUCUUCGACCAUAGAACAGGAAACGUUACGUUCAAGCCGAUUAGUCUUGGUGACAAAGGCUUCCAUACGCCGCUUGUGUCGCUGAUCCGAGUGGGCACAAUGAUGCUAGGCGAACUGGACUUCUUGGGCACAUAUCUGCGCCCCUUACGAAAUUUAGAAAACUCAACAUGGUAUCAAAUUGUAGCGGCUACCCUAUUCUUGGUGGCCUUUAUCAUCCUGAUGCCUAUUCUCCUCAUGAAUCUCUUGAUAGGUUUGGCCGUCGGUGACAUUGAGACGGUUCGUCGAAAUGCACAACUAAAACGGUUAACGAUGCAGGUUCGUCUGCAUACUGAUCUUGAGAGAAAACUACCGAAAAGAAUUCUCGAUAGCGUCGACCGAACCGAGGUGUCUAUUCAUCCAAAUCAAAAAGGAACUGGGAACAUUUUCUGGCGCACCAUCAAACGCUGGUUCGGAAGCCCACGAAACAACGGCAACGGAGUCCAAAGCAGAAACAGUAAAAACCUUCACAAGUCGUUUACGCAGUUCAUCGAAAGCAACAUCAAUGACAUCCACCAACAACUGGGCCGGCAGAAAGAUAAGAUUCGUGAGAUCAGCCGAAAUAUGGAGAUGCAAGUCACGCUGCUUCGUUUACUCGUGUCGAAAAUGGAAAUAAAAUCCGAGGCAGAAGAAUUAGACGAAGGAGAAUUCAAUAGCGCUAGUUUAGCUAGAGACACUGCAGAGCAGGUCGAUGGAGACAGUGCUACUGAUAUAAAGUAGACCUUUGGCUAUUCAUCGCUGAGUACUUGGCCUAUGGAGCGUUGGAUUGCUAUAGAGAUGGCAGAAGGCAUACCAUCCAAAACCAUGGCUGAAAGGUCCACGUAGCAAAAUAAUAAGCCUAGUUCUAUUAGGAAGUCAGACAAUCUUCCGUGUUGAAGUUACUGCUUCGCCAUAUGGAAUACGAAUGUACGAUAGACAUGCUGCAACUGACCUUAUAACUGCAUAAUCAAAAUUAAUGGGGUUAUUUUUUUCGUAGUAUACAGCGCGAAUUAACCCCGUCUUUUUCGAUGUACAUAAAGAUGCUGCACUAUCCCGAUGUAUUUUUGACGGAGUUUUUCUAAAAAAAAAACCCCUUUCAGCGUUCUCGGCUCUAAACUGAAAACAAUAUUGAAGAAGCUGUAAUGAGUAAUUCCAACUUUCUGUGCUACUGCGCAAAAAAAUGCUUCGAACUUCUUGGAACUUUUUGCAAAAUAUGGGAAACUUGGAGGCUACCUUCAUUCCCUGAAAUAAAGUAUGAACAGUUGUAAUGCAUCCCA